AUGCCAAUGUUAAAUUCGUAUUUUAAAUUAAUUGGUAUCAAACAUACUUUAACAUCUGCUUAUCACCCACGAUCUAACAGUCUUAUUGAAAGGUUUAAUCGCCUAUUUGGUGGUAUGCUAGCUAAAUAUGUAGGUGAUAAUAAUAUUAAUCAGUGGAAUGAAUAUGUUAAUCGUGCAUUAUUUGCUGGCCGAGUCCGACAACAUCAUGCUACUGGUAAAACACCAUUUUAUAUGGUAUAUGGUGUCGAAGCAAAAUUACCAGGCGAUGAAUUAAUACCUAUUAUUAACGACAACGAACAUAAUAACAUCACAUCUCGUGUACAGCAAUUAAAUCAAUUAAUUCAACAACGUGAUAUUGUUCAUCAACGUCUUAGUUCAAAUGCUAUCAAGAUGAAAACUUAUUAUAAUAGUCAAUUGAAACAUCAUCAUGUUGAUCAAUUGCAACCGAAUGAUUGGGUUUUAAUACACAACGACAACAGAAAAAAAUUCCAACCUCACUGGAUUGGUCCAUAUAAAAUUAAAAAGAUUUGUCCUUUAAGAACAUAUCAACUUGAAGACGUCAAAGGACAAGUCAAAUUCGAUUUAGUACAUCGUGAUCUAUUAAAGUGA
Molecule: messenger RNA, 609 nt
Organism: Rotaria sp. Silwood2
Lineage: Eukaryota; Metazoa; Rotifera; Eurotatoria; Philodinida; Philodinidae
Source: the annotation of a GenBank genome assembly